Scedosporium apiospermum is the source of this 1101-nucleotide messenger RNA. RefSeq lists its product as uncharacterized. Bases 1 to 1101 code for a protein of 366 amino acids. The transcript is spliced from 4 exons. NCBI's taxonomy places the organism in Eukaryota, Fungi, Ascomycota, Sordariomycetes, Microascales, Microascaceae. Gene Ontology annotation, molecular function: D-amino-acid oxidase activity; FAD binding. The record is from RefSeq and is a predicted model, not a curated record.
AUGAUCUUGUCCAACUCAGGCAGUGCCGGAGUGGUAGGUCUUACGAGCGCGCUCCUGCUAUCCAAGGACCCUGAGAAUGCCGUGACCGUGAUUGCCAAGUUCAUGCCCGGUGAUUACGACGUUGAGUACACAUCUCCAUGGGCCGGUGCCAAUGUUCUCCCAAUGGCCAUCGAGAAGGAUAGUCGAUGGGAACGGAGGACUUGGGAGCAUCUCAGGAAGUUGACGGAGAGCGAGCCGGCGGCAGGCAUUCACUUCCAGAAUGCUCGCAUCUACCGCCGCGACAAGGACGUCCCGGACCAGCCGGGCUCCCACUUCUACGAUGCCCUCUUCGCGAAAGAGCCGUGGUACAAGACCAUGUUCGACCAGUACCGUGAACUCUCCCCCGAAGAAGUCCUCGCCGCCCACGACUCGGGCUGCGAGUUCAAGUCGCUCUGCAUCAACACGCAACUCUUUCUCCCCUGGCUCGUGAGCCAAUGUCUCAAGAACGGCGUCGUGUUCAAGCGCGCCAUCGUCGAGCACGUCGCUGAUGCUGCCAAGUUCGCCGGCGACGGCCAUGGCGAGCAGGUAGUCGUCGUCAACGCGACCGGUCUAGGAGCGCUGAAGUUGGGUGGCGUGGAGGAUAAGGCGAUGGUUCCUGCGCGGGGUCAGAUCGUGCUUGUGAGGAACGAGUCUCCGUUCAUGGUGGCAACUUCGGGGACGGAGGACGGGGAGGCAGAGGCGUGCUAUAUCAUGACGAGGGCGGCCGGUGGCGGUACCAUUCUGGGAGGCACGUAUGAUAAGGGGAACUGGAACCCGAAUCCGGAGCCGAACAUUGCGAUGCGGAUCAUGAAGAGGGCGCUGGAGGUGUGUCCUGAGCUUACCGGCGGAAAGGGCAUCGAGGGGCUUGAUAUCAUUCGUCAUGGCGUUGGCUUGAGGCCGCUCAGGGUGGGCGGCGUGAGGAUUGAGAAGGAAAUGGUGUCUUUGAAGGAGGGUGGGGGAGAGGUUGCUGUGGUGCACAACUACGGGCAUGCUGGAUGGGGAUAUCAAGGAAGUUUCGGGUGUGCUGAGAGAGUGGUCGAGUUGGUGAACGAGAUUAGAGGCAAGAAUACCGCGGCUGCAUGA